AUGAGAUCAUAAAGUCUUUUACUAUCCCCUUAAAAUUAUUAGCUGAAUCCUAAUCUAUUAACACCAACUUAGAAAAGAUAUAUUUCACAAUUAUCAACCGGAUAAAAUAAAUCUAGUACAUCUUAGACUGAGGAAUUCUAACUGUAUAUCCCUUAGUUAGUUUCUGAAAAGUAAGAAUAAUUUCAAACUGUUAAUAACUACUAUAAUCCAAAUAGUAUAACCUAUUUAAAACUUUCUGAAAGUCCUUAAAAAAUUUUAUUCAAAACAGGAUAUGAAUAAUAAAUAGAAAUUAAAGAGUUGAAUUAGGAAAAUCAAAAUUUAAAAGAGAUUGUAAAAAAGUAAGAAGAUUAAUUACACGACUUAGGAAAUAUUUUAGAGUUAAAUCAAUAGCUUAAAGAUAAAUUAUUAUAAUUACAACAAGAAAAUGAUAUACUACUUUAAAAGAAAGAGCAACAUCAAAAAAAUUCUCAAAAUGUAUGA
Messenger RNA from Paramecium tetraurelia, 480 nucleotides. RefSeq lists its product as uncharacterized. The record is from RefSeq and is a predicted model, not a curated record. Lineage: Eukaryota; Ciliophora; Oligohymenophorea; Peniculida; Parameciidae. The transcript has 2 exons.